Molecule: messenger RNA, 234 nt
Organism: Entrophospora candida
Lineage: Eukaryota; Fungi; Glomeromycota; Glomeromycetes; Entrophosporales; Entrophosporaceae
Source: the annotation of a GenBank genome assembly
AUGGAUAUUAAUUGCAUUUUAGAAUCACAAAAUCCACAAAUUCAACAACAACAAAAGACUUAUAAACGUGUCCAAUGGAAUGAUUCAGGCACUAAAGCACUACUUACUUUUCUUGAAAAUAAUAAAGAGCUUGAAAAAUUAAAAACAACUUGUGGUUCAGGAUCUAAACCAAAUGUACCUUUUUGGUUGAAUGCUUCUGCAUAUUUGGCUACUUUGUAUCAUUUUUAUAACGAU